AUGCUUUAUGUGUCCGAUCCAAAGGCGUUGCAUAGUAUCAUUGUAAAGGAUCAAUAUGUCUAUGAAGAGACGCCUACAUUCCUGCGCCUCAAUCGAAUUGUCUUCGGCACAAGUUUAAUAUCGACAUUGGGCGAAGCUCAUCGCACACAGAGAAAGAUGCUGAACCCAGUCUUUUCCAUCGCGCACAUGCGCUACAUGCUGCCGAUCUUCUAUAACGUGGCUAACAAGCUCGGCAGCGCGGUGGGUGCCCGUGUGGCGGACGGGCCGCAAGAGCUCGACAUGUUGGGAUGGAUGGGACGCACCGCACUUGAAUUGAUCGGACAGGGUGGCCUUGGCUAUUCCUUUGAUCCUCUUGUAAGGGAUAAAGCCGAUGCGUUCGGCGAUGCACUGAAGAUGCUCCUGCCCACUCUGACCGAGUUAGGUGUCCUCCGUUUCGCCAUCCCCUUCGUCGUACAGAUCGGUACGCCCGCGUUUCGCAGACGCCUGGUGGAGAUACUCCCAAGCAGGCGGGUGCGCAAGCUAAGGGAUGUUGUCGAUACAAUGGAUCAGCGGUCGCGGGAUAUCUUCGACGCGAGAAAGGCUGCUCUGAAGGAGGGUGACGAGGCCGUCUUGCGUCAGGUGGGCCAAGGCAAGGACAUCAUGAGUAUCCUUAUCAAAGCGAACAUGGAGACUACAUUGGAAGAGGACAGACUACCAGAAGAAGAGUUGGUGGCUCAGAUGUCGACAUUUAUCUUCGCUGCUUCUGACACCACCUCCAACACCCUGGCUCGAAUCUUACACCUCCUCGCUCAGCAUCAGGACAUUCAAGACAAGCUGCGCCAAGAGCUCUUGACGGCGUGCCAGAGUGAUGCCCCACUUUCCUACGAUCGGCUGAUGCAGCUGUCGUAUCUGGAUGCAGUGUGUCGAGAGACGUUGCGAGUACAUCCGCCAGCAACAAUGCUGGAUCGCCAAGCACGGAAAGACAUGAUGCUACCACUGUCCGAGCCGAUCCGGGGUAUUAACGGCCAGAUGAUGAGCGAGAUACCGGUUCCCGAGGGCACUAAGGUGUUUGUGGGUGUUGUGGGAUCCAACCUCAAUAAGGCGCUCUGGGGAGAGGACGCCCUGGAGUGGAAGCCUGAGCGGUGGCUCUCGCCUCUUCCCAACGCUGUGACUGAAGCGCGCAUUCCUGGCGUCUUCUCGAAUCUCAUGACGUUUUUGGGCGGCAGCAGAGCCUGCCUUGGCUUCAAGUUCUCCGAAAUGGAGAUGAGUGAGUACUGUAUGCCGCUCUCCCGUGUAGGGAAGAUUGACGAGUUCCCGCCUGGAGAGGUCGUUUUGGCGGUCCUAGUGCCGAAAUUCACGUUUGAGCUGACUGCGAAGCCGAUUGUUUGGAACAUGGCUCCAGUGCGGUAUCCCACUGUCGGCAAGGAGAGUGUCAAGGCGGAGAUGCCACUCAAGGUCGGGUUGUUCAAGAAGUUCGAUGUUUGA
Molecule: messenger RNA, 1464 nt
Organism: Sparassis crispa
Lineage: Eukaryota; Fungi; Basidiomycota; Agaricomycetes; Polyporales; Sparassidaceae
Product: Docosahexaenoic acid omega-hydroxylase CYP4F3
Exons: 11
Coding region: 1-1464 (487 amino acids)
Molecular function (GO): iron ion binding; heme binding; monooxygenase activity
Source: RefSeq, a predicted model, not a curated record